GCAAUAUCUUCAACCUCUAAUCCAAAAGUCCGGUGCUUUUUUUUCAUCAAAUAAUAGGCCAUGCCAUUGUUUUUUCUUACAGACACCUCUGCUUCUUCUUCAACAAUGGCGGAACGUCUGAAACUGAGAAGGCCGACCAGAAGCGAAACCAAUCCAGACCCAGUGUCGGAAAUCCCAUCCCUAAUCCACUCCACUCGUCCUAAAUCUACCAACAACGAAAUAAGCAAGAAGAAAGGCAACCCUUUUAGCCAGUCCUCUCUCAGAGGACUCGGCUGCGCCGCAUCUGCGUCGCAGCAGGUUUCGGUGCCCGCCCUGAUACGCUCGUCGGCCGACUGGGAAGCCAAGAAAGUAAAGAAGAAGAAGAAGAAGAGAAGCAAUAAGAUGCACCACCACCAUCAAGGUGUGGUUUUGAAUGAAGGGGGUGGGUACAACAUGAGCUGUGGAGUGGUUCAGGAUGUCUGGUGCGGGCCUGGAAUUGGGCUGUCGGCUGAUGCUGUCGGCUCUGUGGAUCGUGUUGUGGCUAGGAGAAAUGUGCCUGCCAGAGGGAAGAUUGACCUUGAAAAGGUCAACCACAGGGAGCCUUCUUUCAAAGCGAGGCGGCCUGUAAAUCCCGAAACGCUCUCCUCUCUUGAUUCUGGUUCGGCCUUCUUCUCGUCGCGUCCAAAACCCGAUUUCUUUGGAGCUAGAUACUAUCGUCAUGCUCGGCAUCCUUCUCCGGAGGGGCUAGCUGAGAUGAUGGUGCUACAGAACAACUUGAUAAUGGGGGCACGCGAUCGAUUCAGCGACUGGAGGCUUGAUAUCGAUAGCAUGUCGUACGAGCAACUACUGGAGCUCGGCGAUAAAAUCGGUUACGUCAGCACGGGAUUGAAAGAAGACGAGAUGAGCAGAUGCCUGAGAAAGAUGAAGGGGUCGAUUAUGGGAAUCAAGUGCAGCAUUUGCCAGGAGGACGACGACGACGACGGAGAGAUGGGAAAGCUAUGUUGCGGACACAGUUUCCACAUCGGAUGUAUAAAGCAGUGGUUGAUGCACAAAAAUACUUGCCCUGUUUGUAAGACUGAGGCAACGCCUCGAUGCCACUAGCUCUGGAUUUCGCUCCUUGCUGCUAUGGUUUUGUG
Messenger RNA from Hibiscus syriacus, 1115 nucleotides. RefSeq lists its product as uncharacterized. Bases 61 to 1080 code for a protein of 339 amino acids. Gene Ontology annotation, molecular function: ubiquitin protein ligase activity. The record is from RefSeq and is a predicted model, not a curated record. NCBI's taxonomy places the organism in Eukaryota, Viridiplantae, Streptophyta, Magnoliopsida, Malvales, Malvaceae. The transcript has 5 exons.